This is a messenger RNA of Linnemannia hyalina, 5958 nucleotides long. The record is from the annotation of a GenBank genome assembly. NCBI's taxonomy places the organism in Eukaryota, Fungi, Mortierellomycota, Mortierellomycetes, Mortierellales, Mortierellaceae.
AUGGUUGGCUCUUCCCGAUACAAUGGCCCGGGCGCUGCUCUCCGUGGCCAGACUCGUGCCCCCAGACAGCGCUCCCGUCCAGGCGACGACAGCUCCUCUGUCAUCAGCAAUGACUACCCCGUAGAUUCUUCCCCCUCCGGGCAGACCGACAGCGUGGCGCAACGGACAGGCAAGAUUCAGGAGCACCGACAUCUGGCCAUCCAGACAUCAUCAGCCCCCGCCCUUUCCAACAAUCCCACCAACGCCAGUGGUCCGACACCUCGUCCCUCCAAGGUGGCCCUCUCCCCCCUCGCCAUCAUCAACCUUAUCAGGGAUCUCAUAACAGCAACUACCAGUCUCCUUACAUGGCACGGACACGGUGGCGGACAAGGCAACAGCCCUUACAACAGCGGUCCUCGUUCUGCAGCAGGCAAUGGAUACAACAGCCACUAUGAUCAGAGCCCCAUGAUGUCGCCCGGCAGUCCCGACAGCUGGCGAUCACCUCCCUCUGGUCCUCGCGGUGGUGGUGGUGGCUACACCCCACAAACUCAAUACGCACCUUCGACUCAGUAUCAGCCACAGAGAGAUGAUUAUGGUCGGUCCAGGGGAGGAUACCCCCAAGAAUCCGAUUCGGACGAUUAUUACAGUCGCCAAGGAGGAAGCGUCGUUUCGGGCUACGGUCCUGGACCAAGACAUGAUCAGGGUCCAGGCCGUUAUCAGCAGGACGACCGCGGUCGGACUCUGAGUUACUCGACUUCAAUUGCUUCCAACACAUCGUCCGUCCUUGCAGCGCGCCGUGCCAGGAAUGAAAGGAACGAGCGGAGCCAACGCCAGAACAACGCCCAGGCUGACGAGUGGCUCACCUCCCCUACAGGAACAGAGAACGACACCGAGAUUCUUCCUUGGAGCGACGAUGAGGCAAUUGUCACCAAGGCUAUCCGCUCACCCCCUACUGGAUACUCGAACGAGAAGCAUCUGCCACCCAUUCCACGAGGAGGCGGAGGAGGAACUCAACAGCUUCCAGCUCAGCAGACCAAGGAUAUGUAUUCUGACCAGCCUACGUCUGGCCGCAAAAUGGACUCGGACAUGAUCAAGGUCGAGGUUGGUGGUACCACUACAGUCAUCCCUACAUCACCCGACGCUGGACCAGGCAUCAACUUUAUCAAGAACAUCAGCCCUCCCAACUCACUACCUACCAACUAUGGUGCUCAAUCCCAAGGACUAACGGGUGCCAGUCAAUCCAUCACAGGAGCAGCCACGUCUCUGAGAGCUGCAGCAGUGUUUAGUGAGCAAAAGACCAAGGUAGCGGAGCAACAAUCACCCACCACAUCUCGCCCCUUCAAUAGACGCACCUCUUCAGAGUGGGGAGGGCAGCGUAUCAGUUUGGACGACAUGCUCGCAGCUCCUUCUCCUUUGACCCGUGAUGACCAGCAGCAAGCCAAGAACAGCUGGCAGGCAUCUCCACCACUGCGCGCGCGGGGGGGUGGGUCUUCCACUUUCACCGACAUGAAGAGCAAGCGCCGCAGUAGUUUGCCCGACAAGUUUGUCCCCGACUGGAACGAACACGCCCAGGCAUGGAGGAGUAGCAUUGGUCAGAAGCGCACUUCUUGGUUGGCUUCUGGCAAGGGCACCCACGACGACGACGACCAAAAGGAGGUGAAGGGCAAGGACGACUUUCUCAAGGAAAACCGGCAAUGGGCUGACAGGAUGGGAGACGUCAAGAAGGCAGCUCCCUCGGAUUCUAAGCGAUUCUCGGAUCAGAGUAGCCUCCACCGCUACAUCCAGGUCAAGGUCAAGAUCCAUUUCAAGAGACAGGCGGUCAAGAGGCAGCAGGAGUUCCCGCUUCAGCUCCCUGUCAAGAUCCCGUUCUCACUCUCCCGCACACUCCAGGUCGCGUUCAAGAUCACCUGCCCAUUCCAGGAGAUCUCGCUCCCAUUCUCGAAUAUAAACGACAUUGUGCCAGGAGGACGCCCUUCAGUAGAUCUGGAUACUUCUCGUCGCAAGUCGGAUCGUUACUCGUGGGAGACCAACGACAACAACAACAGCAACAACAACAACAAGGAGCUUCAGCGCCUCUCAUGGGAAUCGGCUUCUCCCAUGCCUCUGCCAUUAACAAAGGACAUGCCCAAGGAGGAUGUUGUCCGAAAGCCCUUGGGAGGAGGUCUUUUGAGCGACUCGGACUCCGACAGCAUGGACUCACCUCCUCUUAAAGUCCAGUACUCUCGUCGGCCCAUCCACGACGACGACGACGAUGACGACAAAUCAACCUUUUCGUCCAAACAUCCAGUAUCCAUCAUCUCGACCUUCAACCUCCCACCAGCCACAUCUCCAACGUCGCCGCCCGUGAUGCCACCUCUUCCCGUCCCAUCCUCCCCAACUGAUACAAAGAAGGCCAAUGGCAUGAUGGGAGCGUCUACCAGAGACUACCUCGACUACAAACCCAUGGCGCCUCCUCCAAUCCCCAACUCGCCCCCUCAGGCUCCUCAACAAAACCAGACCAUGAUGACCUCCGUCACCACCGUUUCGAUUGAGGCCACCACCGCGACUAUCUCCAGUUCCAGAGUGUCUGUCGACAGCUUCAAGAACGUCCCUGGUCAAACUGGCGCCAACAACAGCAAUCGUAACUUGGACUUGACUGACACGGAGCUUGACACUGAUUUUGAUACUGACAAUGAGUCAGUGGUUCCUAGUCGUCGUAAUGCUCCUCCCACACCUAUCAAGACCACCCAAUUGACGCGUAACGAGUCUACAACGAGCUCGAUCAGCGUGUUAUCUGCGCGGUCCAACAGGUCGUUCAUGUCGUCGUCCUCGUCGAUCCUGUCUGGAUCGCCUCCACCUCAGAGAGCCCCUCCACCCAUCCCAGGUUCUGACAGCGGAGCCGGAGGAGCUGCUGCUGCUGCUGCUGCUGUUGCCGUCGUGGGAGCAGCGGCCGUUGUUGGAUCAGGACUGUUUGGUGGCGCAAAGCGGUCAGCCAGUGGUGGAAGUGCCCGCGGUGUCCGAUCUGGUCUGAGUAAGCAGAUUCUGCCUCCUGCCGGACCACCACCACCACCACCUCCCUCUUCUGACAUUGGCGCCACAGCCAACAAGCCCUCGUACGGUAUCCUGCCCCCACCGAUUCCGUCGUCCUUUACGGAGCCAUCCUCGGUCGCUACCGUGGCUUCGGUUGCUGUAGUACCAACGACUGCUGCCAUCCAGAUCCAGAUGCUUGCCGAUGACGACCAGAGUCGCUCGCAGAUGGGCGCUAUUUCAAUGGAGACCGACGACCGCCUGCUGACGCGCCUCAACAACCGUGUUGCGCAGCUGGAGAAGGAGCUCGAGUUUGCUCAGCAGGACCUCGAGGCCAGCCAGGACGAUGCCAUCGAGUUGCAGAACAAGGUCCGCGAUCUGGAGCUGGAACUGGAGGAGCAGUCGGCCAAGGCAGGCGCGAUCUCAAGCGAGCAACACCGCGGUCUCGAGCAAGAGCAUGCUUCGGCCAAGUCUGCGUGGGACACCGAGCGUGACCAGCUUCUCAAGAGCCUUGAACAGCUUCGUGAGGACCAUUUGGACGAUCUUGAGACCAAUCUUGAUCUACAACGUAGUAAGCAUGGCCGAGUCUUGGACGACCUCAAGGCGGAACAUGCGGCGGCCUUGCUGGCAGAACAGGAUCUCCUUCACGAAAAGCACACCCGAGCCCUGGACGAUCAAGAGGACCGAUUGAAGCGUGAGCACCAGGAUGCGAUGGAUGAGCUUUUGGGACAGCUGGACACGAUGCAAGCCAAGCAUGCGGAUGCCCUGCGGGAUCAACAGUCCGAGCAUGAAGCCAAGGCACUCGAGAGUGAUGAGAGGUGGCGAUCCCAGCUGGAGAAUGCAGAUGAUGCUCUCGAAAACAAGUCUAAGGAGCUGGUUGCCAUUGCCGUGGCUCACCAACAGGCACUUGAGGCUCACGAGCACCAACUUUCCGAGAAGGAUCUGGUCUUGAUCAAGUCGACUGCGGACCGUGAGCAGGCUGUCAAGGAUCUGGAGCAUCACAAGAGGGAGACGGAGCAGGCACUGGAUCGUCUUGAGGCUGUGUUGGUCGAGGACAAGCAGGCCCAUGCCGAGUUGAUCAAGGACCUCGAGUCCAAGUCCAUGAGGCUGGAGGGCCGCAUUGCCGAGCUCGAGGGCGAGCUCCAGGAGCUGAUGCAGGAUAACGUCCAGAUUGUCGAGGAGAUGCAGAGACGUGAGGACUCCUGGGCUGAGGAGCGGGCUAUGCUUCGUGCCAGCGCCAGUGACGGUAGUCAGGAUCAAGAUGCUAGGGUUCAGGAGUUGCAUGAGCAGUUGAUCGCGAUGACAGAGUCGAAGCGACAGGCCGAUUCGCAGUUCCAGGGCAUUGUCAAGGGUCUGUUGAGAGAGGCUUCGACCAAUAAGAAGGAGCUUGAGUCGAGCCGUAAGGAGAAUGAGUCGAACCGUGAGCAGCUGGAGUCGCACCGUGAGCAGCUGGAGUCGAACCGCGAGCAGCUUGAACAGGAGCGCCAGACUCGGGAGGAGAUGGUACAGCAGUUGGAGACGAUCCAUCAAGAGCUUGUCGGCAUUCAGCAGGAGCGUCAGGCCCUCCAACAAGAACGCCAUACCCUUCAGCAGGACAACGAGUCCCUCCACCAGCAGUACCAGUCGCUUCAGCAAGAGAUCCAAUCGCUGCAAGAGGAGAGGCACUCACUUCAGGAGAAGGAGAGAUCGUUGCUUGAGCAGAAGGAUCAUGCUGAGCAAAAGUGGAACACUCUUGAGCGCAGCCAGCAGGAUCUUGAGAGCCGGUACGAAACCCAGAAGCGCAGUGGCAGCGAGGCGGUGAUGGCGAUCCAGAAGGAGCUCGAAGACCGGUUGAAGGAAUUGGAGCAGGUUCUGUCGAACGAGCAGGCCAAGGCUCAGGACCUCGAGAGGGCUCUGAACCAGACGCAGGCCAAGGCCAGUAAGGAUAUGCAGCAGGAGCAGUUCACGGCCCAGACACGUUUCGAUCAGGUCGAGGCCGCUUUGAAGGCCAAGGAGGCGCAGGUGAAGAAGCUUGAGCAAGAGGCCGAUGCGACGAUCAAGAUCCAGACGGAUCUGUUGCAGAGCAUGGAGCGUGAUGCGGCCAAUUCGAGCAAGAAGCUGGAGGCGAGUAUGAUGGGCAAGAUGAAGGAGAUGGAGAAGAUGUUUGAGGAGGAGAAGCAGAGGUUGCAGCAUCAGGUCCACCAGGAGCUCAGCCAGAGUUAUGAGCAAGAAACUCUGGAGAGGGAGACGCGUCUUCAGCAGCAGUUGGAUUCGAUUCAUCAGCAGGAGUUGUCGAUGACCCGGCAAGAAGUCUCGAGCAAGUACGAACAGCAGUUGCAACAGUCGAAGCAGCAGUUUGAGCAACAGUUGCAGGCGUCGAAGGAGCAGGUACAGGUGUUGAAGCAGCAGUAUGAGCAGCAGAUGCAAGCCAUCAAGCAGCAGCAAGAGGCUGCAUUGGAGCAGACGACACAGUCGCUCGUGCAGCAGUCCAAGGCGAUGGAGGAGCAACUGGAGAAGCUGAAGGAGGAAGUCGAGAGUGAGCGGUUAGAACGUGAGGUCGCUGUCAAGGAUCGUACUUACCUCGAACGCCGUGUUGUGGGUCAUGACCGUCGCCAAAAGGAACUCGAGAGUGGUCUUGAGGCAAUUCAGGCAGAGUUGGACCAGUCCAGGGCCAAGUUCGGUCAGGACCUGCAGGAGGUUGAGCGGUCCAAGAUGAGUCUUGAGCGCAAGUUGGGCAUGGCCAAGGAGGAUGUUGAGGAGUUGAAUAAGAUCCGGGAUGAGCUUGAGGGAGACCGGGCGGAGCUCAGAAAGGAGUUGUCGCGUCUGAAGAAGGCUGGUCCUGCAAAGGGAUCUGGUGGUGGUGGAGGUGGGGAUAAUGCGGCGUGGGAGGCAGAGAAGCGUGGGUUGAAGGAUCAGGUGCGGGCGUUGGAGGAUGAGGUUCAGAUCAUGCUUGAGAAGAACAUGAACCUCACGAUCGAGCUCAGCAUGAAGUAG